Messenger RNA from Parnassius apollo (apollo), 366 nucleotides. NCBI's taxonomy places the organism in Eukaryota, Metazoa, Arthropoda, Insecta, Lepidoptera, Papilionidae. The record is from the annotation of a GenBank genome assembly.
AUGAUAAAACCAGCCUGGAAAACAUAUAAGAGAAAUAUAAGUGAAACAAGUAAUAGUGAUAUCAACAUUAGUAUUCACAUUAAAUCAGAUAUCUGUGACAUAGAAUCUGAUAAGCCCGACAAAGACAUUCAAAGUUUAAAUACAAAAAAGCCUAAAACACAGUCAAUGAAAGAUAAUAAAACAAAAAUAGCAGCGGAAACAGAAAAACCUUCAUCGAGCUACGACGACCAUUUAAGUGAAACUUGUUCUAAGGUCAAUUAUGCUGUUGGGGAUAUUAUAUUAAUCAGAUACUUUUUUAAGAAAAAAGUUGAUUAUUCUGUCGGUGAAAUCAUAGCAAAAGUAGGAAAUGGUAAAGUAAAUGUAUAA